Chenopodium quinoa (quinoa) is the source of this 1782-nucleotide messenger RNA. RefSeq names its product non-specific phospholipase C4-like. The transcript has 5 exons. Bases 81 to 1628 code for a protein of 515 amino acids. The record is from RefSeq and is a predicted model, not a curated record. Lineage: Eukaryota; Viridiplantae; Streptophyta; Magnoliopsida; Caryophyllales; Amaranthaceae. Gene Ontology annotation, molecular function: hydrolase activity, acting on ester bonds. Gene Ontology annotation, biological process: phospholipid catabolic process.
CUUGACACAUUAACAACAUUACUCAUAGAAAAGGAGCAAAAAAAAGAGUGAUUCGAAUUUGUUAGAGUUACUUUUAAGGUAUGGGUAGUGAUCAAAAUAGCGGCGGGAGUAGUAUGUAUCCGAUUAAGACCGUGGUGGUGUUGGUGCAAGAGAAUAGGUCAUUUGACCACAUGCUCGGGUGGAUGAAGGGGAUCAACCCUGAAAUAAACGGUGUCACGGGUCAGGAGUCGAACCCCUUGGACACAUCGGAUCCUAACUCUAAAAGGUUCGAGUUUGGGGAUGGGUCUGUGUACGUCGACCCUGACCCUGGUCACUCCAUCCAAGACAUUUACGAACAGGUAUUUGGUGAGCAGUGGAGCAAAGAAUCAGCAGAGAAGAGGAAGGCCCCAACAAUGCAAGGAUUUGCACAGAAUGCAAACAGGCUCCAGAGUGGGAUGGAGGAUGCCGUGAUGAACGGAUUCAAGCCGGAUCGUGUACCUGUUUACAAGGAGUUAGUGACACAGUUUGCAGUUUGUGAUAGGUGGUUUGCAUCAGUCCCUGCAUCCACACAGCCGAAUAGGCUGUACGUGCACUCAGCAACCUCACACGGUUUAACAAGUAAUGAUACAGGGAAGCUCAUUGCAGGGUUGCCUCAGAAGACCAUAUUCGAGUCCCUAGAUGAGGCUGGUCUCUCUUUCGGUAUCUACUUUCAGUACCCUCCUUCCACCUUGUUCUACAGGAAUCUUAGGAGGCUGAAAUAUGUGCCACAUUUUCACCAAUUUGAUCUAGAAUUCAAGAAGCAUUGCAAGGAAGGGAAGCUACCAAAUUAUGUGGUGAUUGAACAAAGAUAUUUUGACUUGCUAGCAGUGCCAGGAAAUGAUGAUCAUCCCUCUCAUGAUGUUUCAGUGGGUCAAAAAUUCAUCAAGGAAGUUUAUGAAGCAUUGAGAUCGAGUCCUCAGUGGAACGAAAUGUUGUUUAUUAUCACAUAUGACGAGCAUGGUGGCUUCUAUGAUCAUGUUCCCACCCCUGUGGAAGGGGUUCCUAGCCCUGAUGGCAUUGUUGGUCCUCAACCAUAUAGCUUUGGAUUUGAUCGUCUCGGUGUUAGGGUUCCAACUAUCAUGAUCUCUCCCUGGAUUGAACCUGGAACAGUGUUACAUGGACCUUCAGGGCCACAUCCUACAUCAGAAUAUGAACAUUCUUCAAUUCCUGCAACUGUCAAGAAGAUCUUCAACCUGAAAGAGUUUUUAACUAAACGCGAUGCAUGGGCUGGCACUUUUGAAGGUGUAGUUAGCAGAAAAACUCCAAGAACUGAUUGCCCAGAGACUUUGCCGGAGCCAGUUAAAUUGAGAGCAACUUCAGCGUUGGAAGACAAGCAAUUGUCUGAUUUCCAAGCAGAGUUGGUGCAAAUGGCAGCUUGCUUAAAAGGCGAUCACAAGAAAGACACCUACCCAGAUGCUUUAGUUGAGAAUAUGACAGUUAAAGAAGCAGCUGAAUAUGUGCAAGAAGCAUGGGAGAUUUUCUUGCACGAGUGUGAUGAAGCCAGGAAGCGAGGAGCAGAUGAAUCCACGAUCAUUGAUGUGGGUUCAUCUCAGAACACUCGCAGAUCACUGAAAAGCAAGUUACUGUCUUGCUUAGCUUGUAACAACUAAACUUUUCUAGCCUCAGAAUUCUUUUCUACUACAUGCCAGAUGAAUUUGGAGGACAAUACUGGAGAAUCAGUGAAUUGAAAUUCUUUGCUAUGUAAAAUUACUUCUAUUUAUACUUUCCCGAGUAUUAAUAGUUCAUUAUGAUGAAGAUUUCCCU